AUGAAGGAGGCUGCCCCUCGACAAAGGCUCUUCACCAAAAGAACCCACGACCGCUUGAACCCAACAUCAUCCCUGUACGACAAUCACUAUGGGCAAUUUUUGGGCGUGGACAAGGCAUCGAAAAGAAGCAGAAGCGAUCGCUCAGGAUCGUCAACUUCCAUAUUCGAGGUUGACUCCACUAGCGUGGAAGUCGACCAGGAUUCGCAUUCCAUGGACACCUCUCCCAACUACCAAGCCGGAAGCCCCAUUGCAGAGAGCUCCCUCGAACGCAAAGACACGUCUGACAAAUAUGAUACAUGUUUGGGGAUGAUCGAAGUUGGGGAGUGCACGGCGUCCCUUCAAGAUCGUAAAAAGAAAGCACGCCACACAGAGGUGACCUUUCAGGUACAGGGGCGUAUUGUGCUUUUGCGUCAACGCGAGACCAACAAGCUCGUUGGGCUUAUCCCGGAGAAGGCGACGAUGCUGUUCACUGAAAUGCCUGAGCGGUACAAUGUUACACCUUGUGUCUCAAUUGGAGCUGACUGCACGCUGAGGGUAGUGAUAUAUAGUCAUCGUGACGACGCUGAAGCCAUCGGUGACUUUCUUGCUGAGAACUAUUGGUUUCUCCAGGAGCCAGACGAUUAUGAUCGCUCAACAACCUACUAUAACCCCCAGUGGCUACUUCCACCGGGCACAGAAUUCGAUGCCUCACAAACUAGUCUGCCCAUCGACAGCCCAAUAGUCCUAAAGCUUCAACCUGCUACAAAAAGUCUCGUCAAUUCUGUCCUGGACUCUGCCACUGGACCAGUGUCGUUCAGCGAAGUCAAUGUGAGCAACAGAAUGGUGACGCAAUUGAAACCCCACCAAAGGAAAGCCCUGGCGAUGAUGGUAGAGAAAGAGGGUGGGAACAUAACAAACCCAGAAUUUCCGACAAUUUGGAGGGAGAUUCGUGACGGAAGAGGUAAUCCCAGGUUUCAAUGUACUGUGGAUGGGAGAUUUCAUCAAUCACGACCGUCACUGGCCCUUGGGGGCCUUCUUGCAGACGAUAUGGGUCUGGGGAAAAGCCUCACCACUCUAGCUUUGAUAGCGGGAUCGAUUGACAACGGCUCCUCUCCAGUAGAGACUGCUGAGAUCUUGGCAAAUGCGACAUUGAUAAUCACGCCAAAGUCUGUCCUUCCGAAUUGGGAGAAUGAAAUCCUCAGGCACUUCAAGCAAGACUCGAUCUCUUUCUUGACCUACCAUGGGACAUCCAGACAUGAGAAACUGGAAGGGCUGCGUCAAACAUGCGACAUAGUACUCACUACAUAUGAAACAGUGAGACAAGAUCAUCUGAGAGCGACCAAGUAUCGUCCAUCUGGGCCUCUCCAUCGUUACGAUUGGCGACGGAUUGUACUUGACGAAGCACACAUUAUUCGUAACCGGACUUCGAAACUGUUCCGAGCCGUGAAUACACUCAAAGCUCGGCACAGAUGGUGUCUUACUGGAACUCCGAUACAGAACAGCAUGGAAGACCUCGGAGCGCUUGUCGCGUUUCUUCGGAUCACUCCUUUCGAUGAGAAGCCCACAUUUGACAAGGUCCUGCCCAUACCACUGGACAUCGAUAAACCACAUGGUUGGGCAAGAGUCGACACGCUAAUCAAGGGCAUAUGUCUGAGGCGGACGAAAGCUGCUUGCGAAAGUGAACUGUGCCUUCCGUCCAAGAUCAUACAUGAUGUUCCAGUUGUUCUGAAUGAUCGAGAAGCUGCCAUGUACGACCUCGUCAAGAGAAGCUAUAUUCGCAGUAUCACUUGGGCCCCCUUCGACACAUCAUACUUCACCACCCUCUUGCGGCUUCGACAGAUCUGCAACCAUGGACUUGACUUGCUGCCUCGACCAAUCCAAGAAUGGCUGGGAAAUGCUGCGAGAUCCGCCGACACUCUGCCCCCUGACCUGCUCCAGAACCAGACUUGUGAAUUGUGUAAUAGCCCAAUCGAGGACAUCGGUGCACACGAUGGAGAUAUGUCGGUUGGGCUCUUACCAUGCUCACAUUCAGUCUGCGACAAAUGUCUCAGUGCGUCGACGAACACUGACUCACAUGGGCCUGUCUGUCCGAUUUGUUACGAUGACAGUCGGCCGGCCAAAGGGAGGAAUUCGCGCAUCAGCCGGCCUCGAGAAUAUCAUCCCUCGUCCAAAGUCAAAGCACUGCUGGGGCAUCUAGCUUCAACGCCGAAUGACGAAAGUGGCAAGCCAGUCAAGAGUCUGAUUUUCUCAAGCUGGACGAGAAUGCUUGACCUGCUUGAGAUAGCAUUGAGUGACCAAGGGCUAAAAUACCGACGAAUUGACGGCAGCAAAUCCCUAGUACAGAGGAAAGAAGCCCUCAACGACUUCCGAUAUGGCCCAUCCUGUCAUAUUCUCCUUGCUUCUCUAGGCAGCGCUGCUGUUGGACUCGACCUUACUGCUGCAAGCCACGUCCACUUGGUCGAAUUGGGCUGGAACCCGAUGCUGGAGCGUCAAGCUAUGGACCGAGUCCACAGGCUGGGCCAAGAAAAAGAAGUCACGAUAUUCCGGUAUAUUGUGGACAAGACUGAUUCUGUGGAGAGGGCACGUAAAAGCGUCAUAAGUCCAUAUGUGUACAGCGUUGACUGA
Molecule: messenger RNA, 2604 nt
Organism: Exophiala spinifera
Lineage: Eukaryota; Fungi; Ascomycota; Eurotiomycetes; Chaetothyriales; Herpotrichiellaceae
Exons: 10
Coding region: 1-2604 (867 amino acids)
Molecular function (GO): ATP binding; ATP-dependent chromatin remodeler activity
Source: RefSeq, a predicted model, not a curated record